This is a messenger RNA of Pseudopodoces humilis (Tibetan ground-tit), 21136 nucleotides long. The record is from RefSeq and is a predicted model, not a curated record. Lineage: Eukaryota; Metazoa; Chordata; Aves; Passeriformes; Paridae.
GGCGUCACCGGGAGCCGCUGAACCCCUCGCUCUCGCCCAGUGCUGCUCAGGAGGGAAGACUGGAGAGCCUUUGCUCCAAAGGAUAUAUACUGGAUGUCACUGGUCUGAAGGAAGAGAGAGAAAAAACCCACAAGAGAUUAAAAAAACAACCCCAGAGCAUCUGUGUAGGCUGAUGCUGGGAAGACAGAAAUUGCCUCAUUAACCUAAGAGUUGAGGAAAGACAGAAGCAAACCCUCAGAAUGGAGGAAGAAGAAUACGAGGAAGUUGUGGAGUACUACAUUGAGGAGACAAUUAUUGAGGAGGGUGAGCCACACGAGGUGGUCACUGAGAUCACUGAGACCAUCAGCACAGAAUACUCAGAGCCUGAGACCACCACAACCACCUACACAGCUGAGCACACCCAGCCCUCCAGGGAGGAUGCAGCCCCUCCCAUCAGGAAGAAAACAAUCCGGACAAAAGUGGACCCAUCCAAGUUUUUGACACCUUACUUGGAACACAGCAAUAAAAUGAAGGACCUGUUCAGUGAGAAUAAAUACAAAGAAAAAUUUAGAAAAGAAAAAGGAAAGCCAUAUGCUUCCACAAUUGAUACCCCAGAAAUCCGGAGGAUCAAGAAAGUGCAGGACCAGCUGAGUGAGGUUAAAUACCGCAUGGCUGGGGAAAUUGCCAGAACCAUUUGCCACGUGGAUGAAAAGGCCAAGGAUAUAGAACAUGCAAAGAAAGUGUCACAGCAAGUGAGCAAGGUAUUAUAUAAACAGAACUGGGAGGAGAAUAAGGACAAGUACCUGCUUCCCCCUGAUGCUCCAGAGCUUGUGAAUGCAAUAAAAAACACAGCAAUGUUCAGCAAGAAACUCUAUACUGAAGACUGGGAUGCAGACAAAACAUUGUUUUAUCCCUACAAUGACAGCCCAGAGCUCAGAAGAGUGGCACAGGCUCAGAAGACUCUGAGUGAUAUUGUCUACAAAAAGGGGCAUGAUGAAAGGAAAGUAAAAUUCACCUCUCUGCCAGACCCCCCUGAGGUGGAACAAGCCAAGAAGGUGACACGGCAGCUGAGUGAUGUUAUUUACCAUGAGGACUAUAAAAACAAAAUCAAAGGCAAGUGGAGUCAAACUCCGUGCUAUGACGUGGCAAUUGCAAAAAUGAAUGCAGAAAAUCUAAGUAUGAGGAAAUACCAGGAAGACUUUGAAAACAUGAAAGACCAAAUCUACUUCAUGCAGACUGAAACUCCAGAAUAUGAGGCCAACAAACGAGCUUCAGAUAAUGUCAGCAAGUUCAAAUACAGAGCAGACUAUGAAAAGAAAAAAGCUGUUGCAGAUUAUAAUGUGCUCCCUGCUACAGAGAACCCAUUGCUGAAGCAAUUAAAAACUGCAGCAAAUAUUCUGAGUGAUAAAUUGUACAAAGAAGCCUAUGAACAAUCCAGAGGAAACAGGAUGAAUUACUGUGAGACACCCAAGUUCCAGACUGAUGCUGCUCUGAAGAACUUUAGUGAUGUAAAAUAUAAAGAUGCAUAUCAGAAGAAUAUUUUGGGGCACUACUUGGGCAGCUUUGAGGAUCCACAUCAAAUCCACUGCAUGAAGGUUGAAGCUAUGAAAAGUGAUAAAAAUUACAAAGCAGAUUAUGAGGAGGAAAAGACAAAGUGCUACUUCCCUCAGACCAUAACUCAAGAGUAUGAAGCAAUCAAGAAGUUGGAGCAAUGUAAAGAUUACACCUACAAAAAGCAUCCUGAUCAAACCAAAUUCACUUCAGUGACUGACUCUCCAGUACAGAAGCAAGCAGAGAUCAACAGCAAACAGCUGAGUGAUAUAUUGUAUAAAUCCAAAGGGGAAGAAAUUAUUCACAAGUAUCACCUCCCUCCUGAUGUGCCCCAGUUCAUCCAGGCUAGAGUUAAUGCCUACAACAUCAGUGAUGCGAACUACAAAGCAGACUGGAAGAAAACCCUUGCCAAAGGCUAUGAUCUGAAACCAGAUGCCAUUCCAAUUAUUGCUGCUAAAGCUUCUCGGAAUAUUGCAAGUGAUUACAAGUACAAGGAAUCCUACGAGAAAGACAAAGGCAAACAGGUCGGGUACCAGAGCCUGCAGGAUGAUCCCAAACUUGUUCACUACAUGAACGUGGCCAAAAUCCAAUCAGAUCGGGAAUACAAGAAGGAUUAUGAAGUCACCAAGACCAAAUACCACACUCCUCUGGAUAUGUUCAGCGUGACAGCUGCCAAGAAAGCCCAGGAAGUGGUGACAAACACUGGCUAUAAGCAGCCAAUUCACAAUUACACCCUCCUGCCUGAUUCUGUGAACCUGGAGCUGUCCAGAAAUGUGAUGCAGCUUCAGAGUGAUAACCUGUACAAAUCUGACUUCAACAACUGGCUGAGAGGAGUUGGCUGGGUCCCAAUUCAGUCACUGGAUGUAGAAAAGGCCAAGAAAGCCACAGAGAUUCUCAGUGAAAAGAAAUACCGCCAGCAUCCCGACCAGCUCAAGUUCUCCAUCCCCAUGGAUGCCAUGGAACAAGUGCUGGCAAAGCAAAAUGCCAAGACCAUGAACAAGAGGCUGUACACAGAUAAAUGGAACAAAGAGAAGACCAGCAUUCAUGUGAUGCCAGACACCCCAGAAAUUCUUCAGUGCAAAGUGAACCAGAUGACAAUGAGUGAUAAACUUUACAAAUCUGGAUGGGAGGAGGACAAGAAGAAGGGUUAUGACUUGCAGCCAGAUGCAAUUCCAAUAAAAGCAGCCAAAAGCUCCAGAGACAUCGCGAGCGACUAUAAAUACAAACUGGCCUACGAGAAGGCCAAGGGGAAGCACAUCGGAUUCCGCAGCCUGGAGGAUGAUCCCAAGCUGGUGCACUUCAUGCAGGUGGCCAAGAUGCAAUCUGACAGGGAGUACAAAAAGGGUUAUGAGAAGGCCAAGACUCAUUUCCACACUCCAGUUGACAUGGUCAGUGUGGUGGCAGCCAAGAAAGCUCAGGAAGUGGCUACAAAUGCAAACUACAAGAACUUAAUCCACACCUACAACGUCCUGCCUGAUGCCAUGAGCAUCGAAUUGGCCAAAAACAUGAUGCAGUUACAAAGUGAUAAUCAAUACAAAGCAGAGUAUGAUGAAACUAUGAAGGGUGUUGGGUGGAUCCCACUGGGCUCCCUGGAGGCUGAGAAGAACAAAAAAGCCAUGGAAAUUGUGAGUGAGAAGAAAUAUCGCCAGCAUCCAGACAAGUUGAAGUACUCUGUUCCUAUGGAUUCCAUGAACAUGGUCUUGGCUUUAAAUAAUGCCAAAAUCAUGGAUGAGCACAAGUACAAACAAGCCUGGGAAGAAGACAAAAAGAAAAUUCACAUCACCCCCGAUAUUCCACAGAUUGCUUUAGCAAAAGCAAAUGCAUUCAAUAUAAGUGAAAAAAUGUACAGGUCUUCAUUUGAAGAAACCAGGAAGAAAGGAUAUGAUCUCAGGGCUGAUGCUAUUCCUGUCAAAGCUGCCAAAGCUUCCAGGGAUAUUGCCAGUGAUUAUAAAUACAAGCUGGGGUAUGAACAAGACAAGGGGAAACUCGUUGGCUUCCGCAGCCUCCAGGAUGAUCCCAAACUUGUCCAUUGCAUGCAAGUGGCCAAGAUGCAGUCAGACAGGGAGUACAAGAAGGCCUAUGAGAUGAGCAAGACUCAUUACCAGACACCUUCCGAUGCCCUCAGCGUGGUGGCAGCCAAGGAGGCCCAGGACCGUGUCACCAAUGCCAACUACAAACGCCUGAUCCACCAGUACAUGCUCCUGCCAGAUGCAAUGAGUUUGGAGCUGUACAGAAACAUGAAUCAGAUACAAAGUGAUAAUGAGUACAAGCAGGAUUACAAGGAGUGGUUCAGGGGGAUUGGUUGGAGUCCCAUUGGUUCUCUGGAUGUGGAGAAGUCAAAGAAAGCCACGGAGAUUGCGAGCGAUCGGAAGUACCGCCAGCACCCCAGCAUGUUCCCCUUCACCAAACAGAACGAUGCCAUGGACCUGGUCCUUGCAAAGCAGAAUGCAAACAUCAUGAACAAACAUGCUUAUACCCAAGCCUGGGAGAAGGACAAGACUCAGGUCCAUGUGAUGCCAGACACACCAGAUAUUCUACAGGCCAAACAGAACAAGACAAACUACAGUCAGAAACUCUACAAGCUUGGCUGGGAGGAAAUGAUAAAGAAAGGCUAUGACCUCACACCUGAAGCCAUGUCAGUGAAAGCUGCCAAAGCUUCAAGGGACAUUGCAAGUGAUUUCAAGUACAAAGAAGGAUACCGCAAGCAGCAGGGACAUCACAUCGGAUUCCGCAGCUUGCAGGAUGACCCCAAGAUGUUGUGGUCCAUGCAAGUAGCUAAAAUGCAGAGUGAGAGGGAGUACAAGAAAGACUUUGAGAAGUGGAAGACCAAGUUCAAUAUGCCUGUGGAUAUGCUGGGCUUCCUUCUAGCUAAGAAGUGUCAGGAGCUGGUCAGUGAUGUGGACUACAAACACAUACUGCACCGCUGGACUUGUCUGCCAGACCAGGUCGAUGUCACGGAGGCAAGGAGGGUCAACGAGCUGCAGAGUGAUAAUGUGUAUAAGUCAGAUCUACAGUGGCUCAGAGGCAUUGGAUGGAGUCCUUUGGGAUCUCUGGAAGCUGAAAAGAACAAGAAAGCUUCUGAAAUACUGAGUGAGAAGAAGUACAGGCAGCACCCAGACACUAUUAAGUUCACAAGCAUCCCAGAUGCCAUGGAUGUCGUUUUGGCAAAAUCUAAUGCCAAAAACAGGAGCGAUAUACUCUACAGGGAAGCUUGGAACAAGGACAAGACUAAGGUUCACAUCAUGCCUGAUACACCUGAAAUUUUGCUGGCUAAAUCAAACUUGAUUAACACAAGUGAUAAACGUUACAAGGUGGGAUAUGAAGAACUGAGGAAGAAAGGCUACGACCUCCCUGCUGAUGCCAUCCCCCUCCAGGCAGCCAAGGCAUCCCGAGACAUAGCCAGUGAGUACAAAUACAAAACUGCAUACAGAAAACAGCUGGGCCACCACAUUGGGGCCAGGAACAUUGAGGACGACCCCAAGAUGAUGUGGUCGAUGCAUGUGGCCAAGAUCCAGAGUGACAGGGAGUACAAGAAGGACUUUGAGAAGUCCAAGACGAGGUUCAGUAGCCCUGUGGACAUGCUGGGAGUGGUGUUGGCCAAGAAGUGCCAGGAGCUGGUCAGUGAUGCCGAUUACCGGCACCCUCUGCACCGCUGGACCUGCCUGCCGGACCAGAACGAUGUUGUCCAUGCCAAGACAGUGUAUGACCUGCAGAGUGAUAACGUGUACAAGUCUGACCUGCAGUGGCUGAGGGGCAUUGGCUGGUCCCCAAUUGGAUCAUUGGACGUUGAGAAGAACAAGAGGGCGAGCGAGAUCCUGAGUGACAAGAAGUAUCGUCAGCACCCAGACACCAUCAAAUUCACGAGCCUUCCUGACUCAAUGCCCAUGGUGCUGGCAAAGCACAACUCCAAAAUCAUGGACCAACGCUCGUACAUCUCAGCGUGGGAAAAGGACAAAACCAGCAUUCACAUCAUGCCGGACACCCCUGGGAUCCUGCUGGCCCAGCAGAACAAAGUGAACUUCAGUGAGAAACUGUACAAGCAGGCGAUGGAGGAGGAGAAGAAGAAGGGCUACGACAUGCGGGCAGAUGCCAUUCCCAUCAAGUCUGCCAAAGCUUCCCGGGACAUCGCCAGUGAUUACAAGUACAAGGAAGGGUAUCGCAAACAGCUGGGCCACCACAUCGGGGCCAGGAACAUUGAGGACGACCCCAAGAUGAUGUGGUCGAUGCAUGUGGCCAAGAUCCAGAGUGACAGGGAGUACAAGAAAGCCUUUGAGAAGUCCAAGACCCACUUCAGCAGCCCUGUGGACAUGCUGGGAGUGGUGUUGGCCAAGAAGUGCCAGGAGCUGGUCAGUGAUGCUGAUUACCGUCACCCUCUGCACCGCUGGACCUGCCUGCCGGACCAGAACGAUGUUGUCCAUGCCAAGACAGUGUAUGACCUGCAGAGUGAUAACGUGUACAAGUCUGACCUGCAGUGGCUGAGGGGCAUUGGCUGGUCCCCAAUUGGCUCAUUGGAUGCUGAGAAGAACAAGAGGGCGAGCGAGAUCCUGAGUGACAAGAAGUAUCGUCAGCACCCAGACACCAUCAAAUUCACGAGCCUUCCUGACUCAAUGCCCAUGGUGCUGGCAAAGCACAACUCCAAAAUCAUGGACCAACGCUCGUACAUCUCAGCGUGGGAAAAGGACAAAACCAGCAUUCACAUCAUGCCGGACACCCCUGGGAUCCUGCUGGCCCAGCAGAACAAAGUGAACUUCAGUGAGAAACUGUACAAGCAGGCGAUGGAGGAGGAGAAGAAGAAGGGCUACGACAUGCGGGCAGAUGCCAUUCCCAUCAAGUCUGCCAAAGCUUCCCGGGACAUCGCCAGUGAUUACAAGUACAAGGAAGGGUAUCGCAAACAGCUGGGCCACCACAUCGGGGCCAGGAACAUUGAGGAUGACCCCAAGAUGAUGUGGUCGAUGCACGUGGCCAAGAUCCAGAGUGACAGGGAGUACAAGAAAGCCUUUGAGAAGUCCAAGACCCACUUCAGCAGCCCUGUGGACAUGCUGGGAGUGGUGUUGGCCAAGAAGUGCCAGGAGCUGGUCAGUGAUGCCGAUUACCGUCAUCCUCUGCACCGCUGGACCUGUCUGCCCGACCAGAAUGACGUUGUCCAUGCCAAGACAGUGUAUGACCUGCAGAGUGAUAACGUGUACAAGUCUGACCUGCAGUGGCUGAGGGGCAUUGGCUGGUCCCCAAUUGGAUCAUUGGAUGCUGAGAAGAACAAGAGGGCGAGCGAGAUCCUGAGUGACAAGAAGUAUCGUCAGCACCCAGACACCAUCAAAUUCACGAGCCUUCCUGACUCGAUGCCUAUGGUGCUGGCAAAGCACAACUCUGAAAUCAUGGACCAACGUUCGUACAUCUCAGCGUGGGAAAAGGACAAAACCAGCAUUCACAUCAUGCCGGACACCCCUGGGAUCCUGCUGGCCCAGCAGAACAAAGUGAACUUCAGUGAGAAACUGUACAAGCAGGCGAUGGAGGAGGAGAAGAAGAAGGGCUACGACAUGCGGGCAGAUGCCAUUCCCAUUAUGUCUGCCAAAGCUUCCCGGGACAUCGCCAGUGAUUACAAGUACAAGGAAGGGUAUCGCAAACAGCUGGGCCACCACAUCGGGGCCAGGAACAUUGAGGACGACCCCAAGAUGAUGUGGUCGAUGCACGUGGCCAAGAUCCAGAGUGACAGGGAGUACAAGAAAGCCUUUGAGAAGUCCAAGACCCACUUCAGCAGCCCUGUGGACAUGCUGGGAGUGGUGUUGGCCAAGAAGUGCCAGGAGCUGGUCAGUGAUGCCGAUUACCGUCACCCUCUGCACCGCUGGACCUGUCUGCCCGACCAGAAUGACGUUGUCCAUGCCAAGACAGUGUACGACCUGCAGAGUGAUAACGUGUACAAGUCUGACCUGCAGUGGCUGAGGGGCAUUGGCUGGUCCCCAAUUGGAUCAUUGGAUGCUGAGAAGAACAAGAGGGCGAGCGAGAUCCUGAGUGACAAGAAGUAUCGUCAGCACCCGGACACCAUCAAAUUCACGAGCCUUCCUGACUCGAUGCCUAUGGUGCUGGCAAAGCACAACUCUGAAAUCAUGAACCAACGCUCGUACAUCUCAGCGUGGGAAAAGGACAAAACCAGCAUUCACAUCAUGCCGGACACCCCUGGGAUCCUGCUGGCCCAGCAGAACAAAGUGAACUUCAGUGAGAAACUGUACAAGCAGGCGAUGGAGGAGGAGAAGAAGAAGGGCUACGACAUGCGGGCAGAUGCCAUUCCCAUCAAGUCUGCCAAAGCUUCCCGGGACAUCGCCAGUGAUUACAAGUACAAGGAAGGGUAUCGCAAACAGCUGGGCCACCACAUCGGGGCCAGGAACAUUGAGGACGACCCCAAGAUGAUGUGGUCGAUGCACGUGGCCAAGAUCCAGAGUGACAGGGAGUACAAGAAAGCCUUUGAGAAGUCCAAGACCCACUUCAGCAGCCCUGUGGACAUGCUGGGAGUGGUGUUGGCCAAGAAGUGCCAGGAGCUGGUCAGUGAUACUGAUUACCGGCACUACCUGCAUGAAUGGACUUGUUUGCCCGACCAGAAUGAUGUGAUCCACGCCAAGCAAGCCUACGACCUCCAGAGUGAUAACUGCUACAAGUCUGACCUGGAAUGGCUGCGGGGCAUUGGCUGGGUCCCAAUUGGUUCCUUGGAAGUUGAGAAGGCCAAGAGAGCAGGGGAGAUCCUGAGUGACAAAAUUUACCGCCAGCAUCCUGACACCAUCAAGUUCACCAGCAUCCCAGAUUCUCUCCCAAUGGUGUUGGCCAAGCAGAACGCAGACACCAUGAACAAGCGUUUGUAUACAGAGGCCUGGGAUAAAGACAAGACACAAAUCCACAUCAUGCCUGACACGCCUGAAAUCACACUGGCAAGAGAGAACAAGAAAAACUACAGUCUGAAACAAUACAGACAAGCCAUGGAAGAUGCAAAGAAGAAAGGCUAUGAUUUGAGAGCUGAUGCCAUCCCCAUCCAAGCAGCCAAAGCAUCCAGGCAAAUUGCCAGUGAUUACAAGUACAAGGAGGGGUAUCGGCAGCAGCUGGGCCACCACAUCGGGGCCAGGAACAUCGAGGACGACCCCAAGAUGAUGUGGUCGAUGCACGUGGCCAAGAUCCAGAGUGACAGGGAGUACAAGAAGGACUUUGAGAAGUCCAAGACCAGGUUCAGCAGCCCCGUGGACAUGCUGGGAAUUGGGCUGGCCAAGAAGUGCCAGGAGCUGGUGAGUGACACAGACUACCGGCACUACCUGCACCAGUGGAUCUGUCUGCCCGACCAGAACGACGUGAUCCACGCCAAGCAAGCCUACGACCUCCAGAGUGAUAACUGCUACAAGUCUGACCUGGAAUGGCUGCGGGGCAUUGGCUGGGUCCCAAUUGGUUCCUUGGAAGUUGAGAAGGCCAAGAGAGCUGGGGAGAUCCUGAGUGACAAAAUUUACCGCCAGCGUCCGGACACCAUCAAGUUCACCAGUGUCACGGAUUCCCUGGAGAUGGUGUUGGCCAAGCAGAACGCAGACACCAUGAACAAGCGUUUGUACACUGAAGCGUGGAACAAAGACAAGACCACGAUUCACGUCAUGCCUGACACCCCAGAAAUCCUGCUGGCCAAACAAAACCGAGUGAACUACAGUGAGAAAAUGUACAAGCUGGCUUUGGAGGAGUCAAAGAAGAAGGGCCAUGAUUUGCGUUUUGACGCCAUUCCCAUUCAGUCUGCCAAAGCCUCCAGGGAGAUUGCCAGUGAGUACAAGUACAAGGAGGGGUAUCGGCAGCAGCUGGGCCACCACAUCGGGGCCAGGAACAUCGAGGAUGACCCCAAGAUGAUGUGGUCGAUGCACGUGGCCAAAAUCCAGAGUGACAGGGAGUACAAGAAGGACUUUGAGAAGUCCAAGACCAGGUUCAGCAGCCCCGUGGACAUGCUGGGAAUUGUGCUGGCCAAGAAGUGCCAGGAGCUGGUGAGCGACACAGACUACCGGCACUACCUGCACCAGUGGAUCUGUCUGCCCGACCAGAACGACGUGAUCCACGCCAAGCAAGCCUACGACCUCCAGAGUGAUAACUGCUACAAGUCUGACCUGGAAUGGCUGCGGGGCAUUGGCUGGGUCCCAAUUGGUUCCUUGGAAGUUGAGAAGGCCAAGAGAGCAGGGGAGAUCCUGAGUGACAAAAUUUACCGCCAGCGUCCGGACACCAUCAAGUUCACCAGUGUCACGGAUUCCCUGGAGAUGGUGUUGGCCAAGCAGAACGCAGACACCAUGAACAAGCGUUUGUACACUGAAGCGUGGAACAAAGACAAGACCACGAUUCACGUCAUGCCUGACACCCCAGAAAUCCUGCUGGCCAAACAAAACCGAGUGAACUACAGUGAGAAAAUGUACAAGCUGGCUUUGGAGGAGUCAAAGAAGAAGGGCCAUGAUUUGCGUUUUGACGCCAUUCCCAUUCAGUCUGCCAAAGCCUCCAGGGAGAUUGCCAGUGAGUACAAGUACAAGGAGGGGUAUCGGAAGCAGCUGGGCCACCACAUCGGGGCCCGCAACAUCGAGGACGACCCCAAGAUGAUGUGGUCGAUGCACGUGGCCAAGAUCCAGAGUGACAGGGAGUACAAGAAGGACUUUGAGAAGUCCAAGACCAGGUUCAGCAGCCCCGUGGACAUGCUGGGAAUUGUGCUGGCCAAGAAGUGCCAGCAGCUGGUGAGCGACGCAGACUACCGGCACUACCUGCACCAGUGGAUCUGUCUGCCCGACCAGAACGACGUGAUCCACGCCAAGCAAGCCUACGACCUCCAGAGUGAUGCUGUUUACAAAUCAGACCUGGAAUGGCUGAGAGGCAUUGGAUGGGUUCCUAUUGGUUCCGUGGAAGUUGAGAAAGCCAAGAGAGCUGGAGAAAUCCUCAGUGACAGGAAGUAUCGGCAACCUGCAGACAAAAUCAAAUUUACCAGCGUGACUGAUUCCUUGGCCAUGGUCUUAGCCAAGCAGAAUGCUGAGAUCAUGAACAAGCGCUUGUACACAGAAGCCUGGGAUGCAGACAAGAAGUCCAUCCAUGUCAUGCCUGACACACCUGACAUUCUGUUAGCAAAGGCCAACGCAGCCAACGUUAGCAAGAAACUUUAUGUAAAAGCCUGGGAAGAGGCCAAAAAGAAGGGUUAUGACAUGAGAGCUGAUGCGAUUCCAAUCAAAACCGCAAAGGCUUCAAGAGAUAUUGCAAGUGACUACAAGUACAAAGAAACCCACGAGAAGGAGAAAGGCCACUACAUCGGGUGCCCCAGCGCCAAGGAGGACCCCAAGCUGAUGAUGUGGUCGAUGCACGUGGCCAAGAUCCAGAGUGACAGGGAGUACAAGAAGGACUUUGAGAAGUCCAAGACCAGGUUCAGCAGCCCCGUGGACAUGCUGGGAAUUGUGCUGGCCAAGAAGUGCCAGCAGCUGGUGAGCGACGCAGACUACCGGCACUACCUGCACCAGUGGAUCUGUCUGCCCGACCAGAACGACGUGAUCCACGCCAAGCAAGCCUACGACCUCCAGAGUGAUGCUGUUUACAAAUCAGACCUGGAAUGGCUGAGAGGCAUUGGAUGGGUUCCUAUUGGUUCCGUGGAAGUUGAGAAAGCCAAGAGAGCUGGAGAAAUCCUCAGUGACAGGAAGUAUCGGCAACCUGCAGACAAAAUCAAAUUUACCAGCGUGACUGAUUCCUUGGCCAUGGUCUUAGCCAAGCAGAAUGCUGAGAUCAUGAACAAGCGCUUGUACACAGAAGCCUGGGAUGCAGACAAGAAGUCCAUCCAUGUCAUGCCUGACACACCUGACAUUCUGUUAGCAAAGGCCAACGCAGCCAACGUUAGCAAGAAACUUUAUGUAAAAGCCUGGGAAGAGGCCAAAAAGAAGGGUUAUGACAUGAGAGCUGAUGCGAUUCCAAUCAAAACCGCAAAGGCUUCAAGAGAUAUUGCAAGUGACUACAAGUACAAAGAAACCCACGAGAAGCAGAAAGGCCACUACAUCGGGUGCCCCAGCGCCAAGGAGGACCCCAAGCUGGCGUGGGCCGCGCGCGCCAUGGCCCUGCAGAACGACCGCCUCUACAAGAAGGCCUACAAUGAUUCCAAGACCCAGAUCCACAUCCCUGUGGAUGCCCUGUCGGUGCAGGCAGCCAAGGAGUGCCAGACCCUGGUCAGUGACGUUGACUACAGGCAGUACCUGCACCAGUGGACCUGCCUUCCUGACCAGAACGACGUGAUCCACGCGCGGCAGGCCUACGACCUCCAGAGCGACGCUGUGUACAAGUCAGAUCUAGAGUGGCUCCGUGGAAUUGGCUGGUUGCCCAACGACUCUCCAGAAAUUAAGAGGGUGAAGAAUGCCCAGGAUCUCCUGAGUGACAACGUGUAUCGGACCCCCAUUGACAGUGUGAAAUACACCAGUGUUGUGGAUUCCCCAGAUGUUGUUCUGGCCAAAACCAACGCUGAACAGAUCAGCAUUCCAAAAUAUAAAGAAGCCUGGGAAAAGGACAAGACUAUGAUCCACAUCAUGCCAGACACACCUGAAAUCAACCUAGCCAAGGCUAACGCUGUUAAUUACAGCCAGAAACAAUAUAAAGGAGCUUGGGAUGAGGUGAAGAUGAGCUAUGAUUUGAGAGCAGAUGCAAUUCCAAUCAAGACAGCCAAGGCUUCUAGAGAGAUUGCCAGUGAUUACAAAUACAAGCUGGAGCACGAGAAGCAGAAGGGACACUACGUGGGAGUGCCGAACGCAAAGGGAGAUUCCAAAAUCCAGUUUGCGCUGGACGUAGCCAAAGUUCAGAGCGAACGAGAGUACAAGAAGCACUUUGCCAAGCAGAAGACCCAGUGCCACCUGCCAGUGGACAUGAUGUCCAUUGUGGCAGCCAAGCACGGGCAGACCCUGGUGAGCGACGCCGAUUACCGGCACUACCUGCACCAGUGGAUCUGCCUCCCCGACCAGAACGAUGUCAUUCAUGCCAGGCAAGCCUACGACCUCCAGAGCGAUGCUGUUUAUAAAGCUGAUUUGGAAUGGCUGCGGGGAAUUGGAUGGUUGCCAAAUGAUUCCCUUGGAGUCAAGCAUGUCAAAUAUGCUGGAGAUCUCCUGAGUGAGAGAAAGUACCGCACAAAAGCUGAAACUCUCCCGUUCACUCCCGUGGCCGACAGAGUUGAUUAUGUCACAGCAAAGAAUAGCACUGAAAUCCGCAGUGAUAUUAAAUACCACAAAGAAUGGAACGAGACCAAGGCAAAUUAUACACUCACAGAUACACCACAACUGGAUAUGGCCCGAGAGGCAGCCAGAAUUCUAAAUCAGAAUUUAUACAAGGAAAGCUGGGAAAAAGAAAAAGCCACUGGUUACCUCCUGCCUCCUGACACAAUACAGAUCUCUCAUGCCAAGCACUCAAGUGAUGUCCAAAGUGAGCUGAAGUACAAAGCUGAGUAUGUCAAGCAGAGAGGUCACUAUGUGGGAGUUGCCAAGAUGAGAGAUGACCCCAAGCUGGUGUGGUACGAGCACGCGGGCGAGAUCCAGAACGACAGGCUGUACAAAUCAGACUACAACAAAACCAAGUCCAAAAUCCACAUGCCUUCGGAUGCCAUGGCAGUUGUGGCAGCCAAGGAGUGCCAGAACUUGGUCAGUGACGUUGACUACAGGCAGUACCUGCACCAGUGGACCUGCCUUCCUGACCAGAACGAUGUGAUCCAUGCGCGGCAGGCCUAUGACCUGCAGAGUGAUAACAUCUAUAAGGCUGAUUUGGAGUGGCUUCGUGGCUGUGGUUGGGUCCCUCUCGAUUCAGUGGAGCAUAAGAAAGUUAAGAAUGCACAGGAACUGAUAGACAAGAGAGCAUACACUAAAGAAGCCCUGGAGAACUUUUCCAAAUACACAAGCGUGGUUGACACUCCUGAGAUCGUUUUGGCAAAGAUGAACUCUGUCAAUCAGAGUGACCUAAAAUACAAAGAAACUUUUAACCAGGAGAAAGGCCAGUACAUUGGGUCUGAUGAUACUCCUGCUCUGCACCAUGCCAAAGACAUGGCCUUGCUCCACAGUGAGAAACAUUACAAGAAGGCUUGGGAGCUGAGCAAGCCCAUUGGAUACACUCUGGAUGAGAAAUACGUUCCACUCGUGGGAGCCAAACAUGCAAACCACAUCAACAGUGAGCUUAAAUAUAAGGAAAUAUAUGAGAAGCUGAAAGGCCAUUACCUGGCUGGGAAGGAUAUUGGUGAUUUCCCCAGUGUCAUUCAUUCCCGGGAAUUCCAGAAAAUGAGGAGCGCGCUGGCCUACAGGAAGAAUUAUGAAGACACCAAGAAAAAUGUCCAUAUUCCAACGGACAUGAUGAACCACGUCCUGGCCAAGAAGUGCCAGUACAUCCUCAGUGAUCUGGAGUACCGCACGUACUUCCACCAGUGGAGCUGUUCACCUGAAGAAAACGAUGUUAUUCACGCCAGGAAAGCCCAGGAGAUUCUGAGUGAUUCUGUGUAUAAAGAUGACCUGAACUGGCUGAAGGGACUUGGAUGUUACGUCUGGGAUACUCCACAGAUCCUACAGGCUAAGAAAUCCUAUGACCUGCAGAGCCAGAUAAAAUACACCUCUGCAGGGAAGGAGAACUUCCAGAACUUCAGUGUGGUUACAGACACUCCUGUCUAUGUGACUGCUCUGCAAAGUGCUGCCAACGCCAGUGAGGUGAAAUACAAGGAGGAAUUCCAAAAAACUAAGGACAAGUACACAACUGUGGCUGACACAGUGGAUUCAGAAAGAGUUCAGAGUUUGAAACAUCUCUAUAGUGAUAAUCUCUACAAGAAGGCCUGGGAUAAAGUGAAGGCCACCAGCUAUGCACUGCCCCCAGAUGCUGUAGCCUUGGCACGUGCCAAAGAACUGAAGCACAAUGCAAGCAUUGUCAAAUACCGUGAGGAGUAUGACAAGUUCAAAGCCCUGUACACCCUCCCCAGAGGUGUUGAGGAUGAUCCCAAUACGGAAAGGUGCCUCAGGGUUGGGAAGCUCAACAUCGAUCGUCUGUACAAAGAGACCUAUGAGAAGACCAAAGCCAAGGUGCACAUUGUCCCAGACAUGGUGGACAUCAUCUCAGCCAAGGAUGCCCAGAAGAAGAUCAGCGAGGUCGAUUAUCGCACGCGGCUCCACGAGUGGAUCUGCCUGCCCGACCUGCAGGUCAACACCCACGUGAGAAGAGUCACCGACCAAGUCAGUGAUGUGAUCUACAAGGAUGAUCUGAACUGGCUGAAAGGCAUUGGCUGCUUUGUCUGGGACACUCCCGAAAUCCUCCAUGCCAAGCAAGCCUAUGACCUCCGCAGUGAUAUUAAGUACAAAUCUAAGGCAGAAAAAAUGAAGAAGGACUUCACUGUGGUCACAGACACUCCUGUCUAUGUCCAGAAUGUGCUCAGUGCCUUGAAUUUAAGUGAAGCUGUCUAUCGUGGUGAUUACAGGCGGAAUGUCCAAGGCAAGAUGAUCCCUACUGAUAAAACAGUGGAUUUGGAGCGGGCGUAUAAUGCCAACAAAAUACAGAGUGAGAAUUUGUAUCGCUGGGCUGGUGUGAAUGCUCUGCCCACCGGGUACAGCCUUCCCACGGACACUCCGCACUUCCAGCACGCCAAACACGUCCAGCACAUCGGCAGUGAUCUGAAAUAUAAAGAAGCCUACGAACACAUGAAAGCCAAGGGCUACACUCUGGGACCUAAAGAUGUUGGCUUUGAAAGUGUGAGGAAAGUCAAUCAAGUCAUUAACGAGAGGCUGUACAGGGCAACGUACCACAAAAACAAGGACAAGAUUCACACCACCCCUGACACCCCCGAAAUCCGCCAAGUCAGAGCCACCCAGGAGGCUGUCAGCGAUCUGAUCUACAAGUCGGAUUUCUUCAAGAUGCAGGGCCACCUGAUCUCCCUGCCCUACACCCCUCACGUGCUGCACUGUCGCUACGUUGGGGACAUCACCAGUGACAAUAAAUACAAAGAGGACCUGAGGUGGUUGAAGGGCCUGGGUUGUUUCCUGUAUGACACUCCUGACAUGGUCCGUGCCCGCGAGCUCCGCAAGCUCUGGUCUAAUUACAUCUACACAAGUACUGCCAAGAAAAUGUGGCCUAAAGUCCAGGUGGUGUUGGAUACUCCUGGAUACAGAGCAGUGCAGGAACUAAAAACCCAUCUGAGUGAGCUGGUUUACAGAGCUGCAGGCAACGAGCUGAAGACAAAAUACACUUCUGUCCUUGAUACACCUGACUUCAUAAGAGCCAAGACAGGACAAAAAAUACAGAGCCAGUACUUGUACGUGGAACUUGCCACAAAGGAGAGACCCCACCAUCAUGCUGAUGGUCAGACUCAAGCCUUUACACACGCCAGGAAUGUCAAGGACAUGAUCAGUGAGAAAAAAUACAAAACCCAGUAUGAGAAGAUGAAGGACAAGUACACCCCUGUCCCUGACACCCCAGUGCUGAUCAGAGCCAAGAGAGCCUACCUGAAUGCCAGUGAUCUGCGCUACAAAGAAACCUUUGAGAACACCAAGGGCAAAUACCACACGGUGAAGGAUGCUCUGAACAUUGUGUACCACAGGAAGGUCACUGAUGACAUCAGCAGUGUCAAAUAUAAGGAAAAUUACAUGAGCCAGUUGGGAAUCUGGAGAUCCAUCCCAGACCGCCCCGAGCACUUCCACCACCGCCUGGUGACGGAUGCCAUCAGCGAUGUUAAAUACAAGGAAGACCUGGAAUGGCUCAAAGGCACUGGCUGCUAUGUGUGGGAUACUCCAAGUUUUGCCCUGGCAGAGAAGAAUAAAGUGCUCUACAGUGGGUGUAAGUACAAGGAGGAUUUUGAGAAGACCAAGUCCAAGUUCAAGUACGUGGCUGACUCUCCAAUCAAUGAACAUUUUAAAUAUGCCACUCAGCUGAUGGAUGGGAAAUUAUAUAAAGCAGCCUAUGAGAAGCUCAAAGAUAGGUACAGCGUUAUUGUGGAUGAUCCCAGGAAUCUGCUGGCCAAGUGGGGCAGCACUCUGAGCAGUCAGAUUCAGUACAAGAAGGACUAUGAGAAGAAGAAAGGCAAAUACAUCACAGUUCUGGAUACUCCGGAAUAUUUACGGACCACAAAGGUCAACAAACAGAUCAGUGACAUUAUUUACAAGCUGGAAUACAACAAAGCCAAGCCCAAGGGCUACACCACCAUCCAGGACACGCCGAUGCUGCUGCACGUGCGCAAGGUCAAGGACAGGAUCAGUGACCUGAAAUACAAAGAAAUGUAUGAGAGGAGCAAAUCUCGCUGCAACGUCGUGGCAGAUUCAGUUCACAUCAAAACUCCCAGACACGCCUACAAACUGAACAGCAACCUGGAUUAUAAGAAGAAAUACGAAGCAGCCAAAGCCCACUGGCACCUGAUUGCUGACAGGCCUGACUUUGUGCAAGCAGCCAAGUCCUCUCUGCAGCAGAGCGAUUACGAAUACAAACUGGACCGGGAAUUCCUCAAGGGGUGCAAGCUCUCUGUCACAGAUGAUAAAAACACAGUGUUGGCCCUAAAUAAUGCCAUCCUGGCCAGUGAUAUAAAAUACAAAGAGAAGCACAACAAAGCCCGUGGGACCUACCACGUCGUUCCAGACACCCCUCAGAUCCUGCUGGCUAAGAACGUCAGCUCCCUGGUGUCUGAGAACAAGUACAAAGAGCAGAGCAAGAAGCAGCUGCCCCAUGGCUCCUUCACCACCCUGCCCGAGACCAGGGACACCGUGCACGUCAAGGAGGUGACCAAGAACGUCAGCGAGACAAACUACAAGAAGAAGUUUGUGAAGGAGAAAGGCAAAUCCAAUUAUUCUGUCAUGCUGGAGCCUCCUGAGGUGAAACAUGCCAUGGAAGUUGCUAAAAAACAGAGCACAAUUGAAUACAAGAAAGAUGCCAAAUCCAACCUCCACUACACACCUAUAGCAGAUCGACCAGAUAUUAAGAAAGCAACUCAGGCUGCCAAGUUAAUCAGCAAUAUUGAAUAUAAGAAGCGUGGAGCAGCAGGUGUGGGUGUGACCAUGCUGGGACGUCCAGACAUUGAGCUGGCCAAGGAGGUGUCCAAACUGACCAGCCAGGUGAAAUACAAGGAGAACUUUGCCAAAGAGAUGGGUAAAAAGCCAAAAUAUGAUUUGAAGGAGGCCAAAAUCUACAAGACCCUGAAGGACGCCCACAACAUGGCCAGUGAGGUGAAGUACAAGGCAGACCUGAAGAAGCUGCACAAGCCCGUCACGGACAUGAAGGAGUCGCUGCUGAUGAACCAUGUGCUGAGCACGAGCCAGCUCGCCAGUGCUUACCAGUACAAGAAGCAAUAUGAGAAGAGUAAGGGUCACUACCAUGUGGUGCCAGAUAAUCUUGAACAGGUUCAUCUCAGGGAGGCCUCAGAACUCCAGAGCCACGUGAAAUACAGAGAAAAGUAUGAGAAGGAAAAAGGAAAGCCCAUGUUGGACUUUGAAACUCCCACAUACCUGACUGCAAAGGAGUCUCAGCUCAUGCAGAGCGAGAAAGAAUAUAAGAAGGACUUUGAAGAGUCCAUGAAGGGCAGGAACCUCACUGGUCUGGAGGUCACACCAUCCCUCUUACAUGUCAAAUACGCCACCAAAAUAGCGAGCGAGAAAGAGUACAGGAAGGAUCUGGAGGAAGGAGUCAAAGGGAAAGGACUGACAGCCUUGGAGGAGACUCCAGACAUGCUGAGAGCCAAGAAUGCCACCCAAAUCCUGAACGAGAAGGAGUACAAGAAAGCCUUGGAGCUGGAGAUCCGCGGGAAGGGCCUGACCGAGCUGGCGCUGGAGACGCCGGAUUUCGUCAGGGCCAAGAACGCCACCGACAUCGCCAGCCAGAUCAAAUACAAACAAUUGGCAGAAAUGGAGAAAGCCAACUACACCAGUGUUGUUGAUACUCCAGAGAUUAUUCAUGCCCAGCAGGUCAAGAACCUUUCCAGCCAGAAAAAAUACAAGGAAGAUGCAGAGAAGAACAUGCCCUACUACGUUCCUGUGGCUGACACACCAGAAAUGCAGCGGGUCCGAGAGAAUCAGAAGAACUUUAGCAUGCUUCAGUAUCAGUCAGACCUCCAGAGCAGUAAAGGAAAAGUCACAGUGGUUCAGGACACCCCAGAAAUCCUGAGGGUGAAGGAGAACCAGAAGAAUUUCAGCUCGAUUUUGUAUAAAGAAGAUAUUGGAACUGGAACCACAAUUGAAAAGACCCCAGAGAUGCAGAGAGUUAAACGAACCCAGGAUAAUAUCAGCUCGGUGAAGUACAAGGAGAGCAUUGGCAAAGGGACUCCCAUUCCCGACCUGCCGGAGGUGAAGCGCGUCAAGGAGACCCAGAAGCACAUCAGCUCGGUGUUGUACAAGGAGGAGCUGGGCACAGGCACCCCCACGCCCGUGACCCCAGAAAUGGAGCGAGCCAAACGCAACCAGGAGCAGAUUAGCUCGGUGUUGUACAAGGAGGGUUUAGGGGCUGGCACUGCCACACCGGUGACGCCGGAGAUGGAGCGGGUCCGACGGAACCAGGAGAACAUCAGCUCGGUGUUGUACAAGGAGGGGCUGGGGGUUGGCACCCCAGUUCCUGUCACUCCUGAGAUGGAGAGGGUCAAACGCAACCAGGAGAAUUUUAGCUCGGUGUUGUACAAGGAGGAGCUGGGGACAGGAACCCCCACCCCCAUCACCCCCGAGAUUCAGAGGGUCAAACGCAAUCAAGAAAACUUUAGCUCGGUGUUGUACAAGGAGGAGCUGGGGACAGGAACCCCCACCCCUGUCACCCCCGAGAUUGAGAGGGUCAAACGCAACCAGGAGCACAUUAGCUCGGUUCUGUACCGGGAGGAGCUGGGCACGGGCACUCCCAUCCCUCUCACUCCCGAGCUGGAGCGAGUCAAACGCAACCAGGAGCAGCUCAGCUCGGUGUUGUACAAAGAGAGCGUGGGGACAGGGACCCCCACUCCUGUCACCCCCGAGAUGGAGAGGGUCAAACGCAACCAGGAGAUUUGCAGCUCGGUGUUGUAUAAGGAAAACAUAGGGAAAGCCACCCCCACCCCCGUCACCCCCGAGAUGGAGAGAGUCAAACGCAAUCAAGAGAUCAUUAGCUCGGUUUUGUACAAGGAAAAUGUGGGGAAGGUGACCCCGACCCCCAUCACCCCCGAGAUGGAGAGAGUCAAACGCAAUCAAGAGAUCAUUAGCUCGGUGUUGUACAAAGAGAACGUGGGGCAGGCGACCCCCACGCCCGUCACUCCCGAGAUGGAGCGAGUCAAACGCAACCAGGAGCAGAUUAGCUCGGUGCUGUACAAGGAGCACAUGGCCAAGGGAACUCCGACGCCGCUGACCCCGGAGAUGGAGAGAGCCAAACGCAACCAGGAGAACAUCAGCUCGGUUCUUUACUCCGACAGUUUCCGCAAGCAAGUCCAAGGAAAAGCCGCCUACGUCCUGGACACCCCGGAGAUGCGGCGCGUGCGGGAGACCCAGAAACACAUCUCCACUGUGAAGUACCACGAGGACUUUGAGAAGAGCAAAGGGAGCUUCACGCCGGUGGUGACCGACCCCAUCACGGAGCGCGUGAAGAAGAACAUGCAGGACUUCAGUGACAUCAGCUACAGGGGCAUCCAGAGGAGGGUGGUGGAGAUGGAGCGGAAACGCGUGGACCAGGACCAGGAGAACAUCACAGGGCUCCGGGUGUGGAGAACCAACCCCGGCUCCGUCUUCGACUACGACCCCGCCGAGGACAACAUCCAGUCCCGGAGCCUGCACAUGAUCUCAGUCCAGGCCCAGCGCCGCAGCCGGGAGCACUCGCGCUCUGCCAGCGCCCUGAGCAUCAGCGGCGCGGCCGAUGAGAAAUCGGAGCCCUCGGACGGCACCGACCAGCGCCUGUCCUACUACAGCAACGGGGGCUUCUUCACCGCCACAGCCUCAGUGGGCUACAAGCAGGUGAAGACCAUUGAGCUGCCACAGCAACGCUCGUCCUCGGUGGCCACCCAGCAGACCACGGUGUCCUCGGUGCCUUCCCACCCCUCCACUGCUGGGAAGACGUUCCGGGCCAUGUACGACUACACGGCGGCGGACGCGGACGAGGUGUCGUUCAAGGACGGGGACACCAUUGUCAACGUGCAGGCCAUCGACGAGGGCUGGAUGUACGGCACCGUGCAGAGAACCGGCAAGACCGGAAUGCUCCCGGCCAACUACGUGGAGGCCGUGUGAGCCCAGCCCGGCCUGGGGCUGCGACACCUCCCCAGGGCCACAGCAGCAACAACUGCAGAACAAAACACACCUGGCAAGAUUUGGUGACGUUUUAAAAAGUACCUCUAAGCACAUCCUGCCUUUCCCCCGGUGCCAAACACUCCCAAAUAUCUGGAAUUUUAAACAUUUCACUACAUCACAUCUCCAAAAUUCCAUUAUUAAAGACUAACACGCUCAUUAUAUAAUUCAUUCUCCCACUAAGAAUUUUUUCUGGGUUCUAAAAUGUUUGAAUCACUUCCUUUUCCAUUUAAGCUUUGUAUUUCAAACCAGUUUAUUUGGGGAAGGAAAAGCAACCACCCCUCUCCUCCUGCUUGCUGAGCUCAUGAAUGCAUUCUGCAACUUUUCUGGGGGCAAAAGCUGUGAUUUCUUGUAAAUUAGUGAUGAAUAAAGCUGAGGUUUCUGCA